Messenger RNA from Fragaria vesca subsp. vesca, 2319 nucleotides. RefSeq lists its product as uncharacterized. The record is from RefSeq and is a predicted model, not a curated record. NCBI's taxonomy places the organism in Eukaryota, Viridiplantae, Streptophyta, Magnoliopsida, Rosales, Rosaceae. Gene Ontology annotation, molecular function: protein binding. Bases 1 to 2130 code for a protein of 709 amino acids. The transcript is spliced from 15 exons.
AUGGACAUGAACGACGUGGAGCAACAACCGCCGCCGGCGAUUGUACCGUCGUCCCCGGAGUCAUCACCGUGCCUGUCGCUUUCAUCCUCCGCGGAGGAGCUGCAGCACAUGCCGCUGGCACCGCCGAAGAUGAUGAGCCGAAAGAGGCUGUGCAAGCAGCUGUCCAUGUGCGAGACGCCGCGUGACAUUGCAUGGGAGAAACGGCGGCGGCAGAUUCUGAAGCAGGAGAGGAAGAGAAACGGGAACGGUGACUCCCCCGGCGCCGUUGCCGAGGAGCAAGAGGGAGACGAUAUGAACCUGACGGACGAGGACUUGCAUGAGCUGAAAGGGUGUAUAGAGCUAGGGUUUGGGUUCAAUGAGGAAGAGGGUCAAAGGUUGUGCCCUACAUUGCCGGCUCUUGACCUCUACUUUGCCGUCAACCGCCAGUUCUCUCCCAGUCCGCUCUCCUCGCCCAAUAGCGGCCGACAUUCCACGUCGUCAAUGGGUGGUCCGACGUCGUCAUUUGGUGGACUUUCAUCGUCGUUUGGAAGCCCUAGCCCUAGGAGCGACAGUGAUGGGUGGAAGAUUUGCAGCCCAGGUGAUAACCCUCAACAGGUGAAGACCAAAUUGAGGCAUUGGGCACAAGCCGUAGCUUGUUCAGUUAUGCAAUUUUCUUCUGGAGACAACCCAACUUCAACUCCCCAAGAAAUCUCUCCGACCAUAGUCAAAGCUUUCGCAAACCCAAUAUUACAAUCUUCUUCUAUGGCUCCGGACGCUUCUGAAGCACUUGCAGCUAGGGAAAUAGUUCAGCAGUUCCUGAAUGCUGCAUGUACUGGGAAUGUUGAUCUCUUAAAAAAGUUGGCUGGGAAACUCGAUGAAGGGAAGGGUUUACCCAAAACUGUGGCUGAUAUUAAGGAUGCCAACAAGCGUGGCGCACUUCAUUUUGCUGCAAGAGAGGGCCAGACUGAGAUGUGCAAGUACUUGCUGGAGGAAUUGAAACUUGAUGUUGAUACCAAAGAUGAAGAUGGCGACACUCCCCUUAUUCAUGCUGCUCGUCUUGGCCAUACUGAUACUGCAAAACUUCUUCUUGAGUAUGGUGCCAAUCCAUCUAUCGCCAGUGAUUUAGGGGCUACGGCUCUUCAUCAUUCUGCUGGACUAGGAAACAUUGAGUUGCUGAGGUGCUUAAUUUCCAAGGGUGUCGAUAUCAAUUCACAAAGUGAUGCGGGUUCUCCUUUAAUUUGGGCUGCUGGUCAUGACCAACCAGAUGCUGUGAAAAUUCUGUUAGAACACCAAGCUAAUCCUAAUGCUGAAAGUGAUGAUGAUAUUACUCCAUUGUUGUCAGCUGUGGCAGCUGGUUCACUGGCAUGCUUAGAGUUAUUGAUUCAGGCAGGUGCCAAAGUAAAUAUGAGUGCUGGUGGAGCGACCCCUUUACACAUAGCUGCUGAUAUUGGGAGCUUGGAGAUUAUAAAAUGUUUAUUAAAAGCCGGAGCAGAUCCCAAUGUAACUGAUGAGGAGGGUUUGAAGCCAAUACAGAUUGCAGCUGCAAGUGGGAACCGAAGUGUUGUGGAGGUCCUCUUUCCCUUGACAUCACAAGUUGAAACCAUUUCAAAAUGGACAGUUGAUGGCAUACUUGAGUAUAUGCAAUCUGAAACAAGCAAACAACAGGAACAAUCGCGAAAUACCAAGGAGCUUAAUGUCCCAAAAGACUCUACUUCACUAAAGAAAGAGCUUCCUGAGGUGACACCUGAGGCAAAGAAAAGAGCCGCAGAAGCAAAAUCAAGAGGAGGUGAUGCUUUCAGUAGGAAGGAUUAUCAAGCGGCUGUUGAUGCAUAUACCCAGGCAAUUGAUAUGGACCCAACUGAUCCCAUUUUUCUAUCCAAUCGAAGCCUUUGUUGGCUUCGUCUUGGCCAACCUGAGCAUGCCUUAGCCGAUGCAAAGGCCUGCAGGGAAUUGAAACCAGAUUGGCCAAAAGCUUGCUUUCGAGAAGGUGCAGCAUUGCGCCUAAUGCAGAAGUUUGAUGAAGCAGCUAAUUGUUUUUAUGAGGGUGUGCAGCUGGACCCUGAAAGUAAGGAACUCGUCGAUGCUUUCAGGGAAGCGGUUGAAGCCGGAAGGCAAUUCCACAGUAAAGAUAAACAAAAACCAAAACCUUAGUUUGCCGAAUGCCCAGCAGUUCAUCAUUCAGAUGGUUUUUCUUCCUUUCAUAACAUCGGAGUGUGCUAUUUUUAAGGAAUUUGAGCUUGUUACAGUAUGUGUUUGUACAACAUGUAAGAAAUUUUUUGCUGUAACUUCAAUUUGUCUGCAACAAUGUUAUUUAAGUAAUUAUCAAACUGUUAAACCCCC